Ipomoea triloba (trilobed morning glory) is the source of this 790-nucleotide messenger RNA. Its product is annotated as metal tolerance protein C2-like. Gene Ontology annotation, molecular function: zinc ion transmembrane transporter activity. The transcript is spliced from 4 exons. Gene Ontology annotation, biological process: zinc ion transport; intracellular zinc ion homeostasis; transmembrane transport. NCBI's taxonomy places the organism in Eukaryota, Viridiplantae, Streptophyta, Magnoliopsida, Solanales, Convolvulaceae. The record is from RefSeq and is a predicted model, not a curated record. Bases 139 to 777 code for a protein of 212 amino acids. Gene Ontology annotation, cellular component: Golgi apparatus; membrane.
GUCCGCGGGUCAAUCUUCGGCUCCCGUUGAUACUCUGCGGCACCGCCGCCAUCCUGCUCGUUCAUUAAUUCUGUUCCAGUCAUAAAAAUCCUCUAUUCCUUUAGCACAGUCGAAUAGUCGAUCCGAUUUUUCAAUAAAAUGGAACGUCAGACAGUUCCGGAACAGUACGAUUCGAGGUUUAAUUACCGGAAGGCGGAGGCUGAGUCGCCGAGACCGCCGUCUAAUGGCGGCGAUAUUGGUUUCGGCGGCAGCGACCGGAGAUUCGCAUUUUCGCGGCAAGCAUCGUUUCAGCAAUCGAGCAGUUUCUCGAAGCCUCUUCUUACGCGGAACGUUUCGAGCAUCGAUAUACCGGAUAUCUAUACUCGAGAUUCAUUCGGCAAAGGUUCGGAGGAAUCGAAGAUCUCUGACGAGAAAUUUUCGGCUUCUUCGUUUCUCUCGGCCAUUUAUCGAGGCGUCGCGUCGGGGAACAAGCCGAUGAGGAGGUUAUUCGCGCUGAUUUCACUCAAUGUAGCUUAUUCUACCGUCGAGUUAUUCAUUGGCCUUUUCUCUGGCCGAGUAGGCCUUGUUUCUGAUGCAUUUCACUUGACAUUUGGCUGUGGCCUCUUAACAUUUUCAUUGUUUGCAAUAGCUGCUUCUAGAACAAAGCCUGAUCGCACCUACACAUAUGGGUACAAGAGACUAGAAGUUUUAUCUGCUUUCACCAAUGCUACAGCUAUUUCUAUUGUUUUUAUCAUUCUCCUUGGCUGUGGAAGCACUUCAUGCAUUCAUACAAGAUGAAUCUGAACACAAG